This is a messenger RNA of Pocillopora meandrina, 405 nucleotides long. Lineage: Eukaryota; Metazoa; Cnidaria; Anthozoa; Scleractinia; Pocilloporidae. The record is from the annotation of a GenBank genome assembly.
AAACCCAGAGACUAUGCAAUCCCUUUUUUUAUUGAAUCAAACUGCCUUCCUUUGCAGUCUUUGUUCUUUCAACAGUUAAGCUAUUUAAUGUAUGACGUUCAUGCUAAGACAGCUCCUAAAAGUCUUCUCGAUAAGUUUGCGAAAAUCAAUACAGAACAUCAUUAUAAUACGCGAUUAUCUGCAAAAGAAUGCUUCUCUGUCAAAUUCUCUAGAACUGAAAAAAUGAAAAAAUAUUUUACUAGAAUCGGUGUGUCUAUUUGGAAUUCUAUUCCACUUUCUGUUAAGACUCUCAACGUUUCUAAUUUUCGUAAAAAAAUUAAAUCACUACUCCUUAAUGUUCUAGAUAAUGAAGAUAAUUAUUUGAAUGUUAAUUUUUUAAUAGAAUAUUUUGUGAAGUUAACCUGA